UUUACCUGAGUGUUGGCCUCUAUGCGCAUUUGCGCAGAAGCAUCAAUCUGGCGAUGUCUUCCGAACAGAAGACAAACAUUGUUGUGUUUUUAUGUAUAAUAACUGUAGCUUUUUCUAACUUGAUCUUCUGUGGUGCUUUGAGUGUAGAAAAGUUUGUUCUCAAUGGUUUUAAUGCGGAUCAUGAAAAGGCGUCAAAUGCUGACAGAGAGCCGAGGAUCAACACAAAACAACUGGCCAUUCUUCGGCGCAAUCUUCGACCUACUGUUAAUAAUUCCAGCAUUCAAGAACAGAGUGCAGAGUCCAUUGACGUUCCAGAGAACUCUAUAAAUAAUUCGAGUCAACCCAACACUGAUUUAAAGUCAACUGAUUUGCGGGCGCCUUUGAAUGUACGUAAUGGUUUCAAUGUCCAGAAAAGAUCUCUGGAUUACAAUGCUGGACAUCAGGCAGUCUUCAAAGGUUUUGAAGGCCACGGUUUUCAAGGGAAGGUCUAUGGUCCAUCAGCUAACCACAACCCCCACUCCAGUGAAUGGCUGUCGAUGAGGCCUCUGGUUCAGUGUAAUGACAACCUCAUGAUGCUCACUGCAACUGGACGAGGAUACACACAUCUACUGGUGGAUAGAGCGGGCACCUCUCCCAUCUCCCUGUUCCAGCUGCCGCCGUCCUGUGGCUACCAUGUGAAGACUACCUGGAGAGAGAUGGUGAUGAUGGCACCAUACGAUGGCUGCUACAUCAUGCAGGAGCAUGGUAGUUAUGUCCUGCCCAUGCUGUGGUGGGGCAGCCCUGUGAAGAUCAUCUGCCCAGUCCCCCACCCUGACCCCCGACCCCACCCUGUCCACCCGAACUCUGUCCCCUCAGUACUCUGCUCCCACUUUGGCAUGGCCAUCCAGAUACAUGGAGAGGAGGAGGUCAUACACACACUACAGGUCAUAGAGAACGGCGAGUGGGUGCCGUUUGUGUCUGAAGAGUGUGCCUACCAAGUGGAGUCCCACUCAGAAGACCUCAUAUUUUAUGUUCCCUUUACAGCCCCAUGUGUGAUCAUCCGGAAUGGAGUUCCUCGACUGGUCCUAUUGGACGGCCAGGACAUAAUCCUCUCCUGCCCCUCACACCACCCUCCUCCAUUUCCCUUCUUUCCCUCCCCUCCAUUUUCUCAACCCUUCUCUCCUGGUGACCCACAGCAGCAGAUACCUGACCCUGUGACUUUUGCUCCCUCCACCAGCCCUCCCCUUACCUCUCCUCCCAUCACCCCUUAUACUCAACCCCCAGCCCAGGAACAGAUGCCCCAACUUCCUGUGUUCCCCCACCACCUCCCUCAUGGCAUGUAUCCCCAAAUUCCCCAUUUCCCUUAUGGUGGAGCUGGUUAUCACCAUCUCCUCCACCCUGGUCACGAUCCAUACCCUGGAUCCCAUCAUCUUCUCCCAGGGAGAUACCCAGGCCAGCAGCCCUUUUUCCCCAUGGGGCCUCGGAAUCACCCCUACGGCUCUGGAGACCACCAUGACUCCUUUUACCUCUCGCCGCCCCCUACCCACGAUCCCAUGCUCAACUAUUAUAAUGAAAUCGCCCCUGGUGUCCACCGUUCUUCUGUUGUCUAUCCUACUCCUCUUAUAGCUAUCCGACCACCGCCUCCUGCCGCUUAUACCAAACCUCCUCCCCCCGCUUAUACCAAACCUCCUCCCCCCGCUUAUACCAAACCUCCUCCCCCCGCUUAUACCAAACCGCCUCCCGCCACUUAUACCAAACCGCCUCCCGCCACUUAUACCAAACCUCCGCCUCCCGCCACUUAUACCAAACCUCCGCCUCCCGCUUAUACCAAACCUCCUCCCCCCGCUUAUACCAAACCUCCUCCCCCCGCUUAUACCAAACCUCCUCCCCCCGCUUAUACCAAACCUCCUCCCCCCGCUUAUACCAAACCUCCUCCCCCCGCUUAUACCAAACCUUCUCUUCCAUAUUAUACCGAACAACCUCCUCCACCUCUCGAUACUGAACCUGUUCUUCCUAUAACACCUACUGCCUUUGACCGUCGUUCUUACCCCAUUGUUACCGGAUCUCCUCCUCCCCCUUCUGGAUACAAACCUUCAUCACCUGUUUUCCAACCUCCAAAAACACCUGCAGAUCCAAAUGACCCAUAUGGGGUCCACAUGACCAAUCAGGCCCUGAUUACUGAAGAGCCCAUGUCUGCUACUGGGAGCCCCAAUCCUGAUCCCUAUACCCAACCUCCUAAAUGGCCUGUGGGUCCAUACUAUUACCCAUAUGGUCCUUACUACCCCCCAUCUGGUCCUCACCAUUAUCCCUUCAUACCCAUCUACUACCCCUCACCUACCCCAGGGCCUAGCCCAAUCACAGCUAGUCCUCCCCAGACUCUCCCUACAGGUCCUCAGGACCCCACAAUGCCCACAGUCUACCCACCCCACCACUACCCUCAGCCAGUCACCUGCUCUCCCUCUGCCCAUUCCAUCUGUAGCUAUUACCCAUAUCCCGUGGAUGUGCCACACUACCAGCCACACCACCCAUAUCCUCUCUACCUGAUGCCCAGCCCCCCUCUGACCACCCCAGCCCUUCCCUCCACAGGCACAGCUCUGCCUGGUGCUACUCAACCACCCCAGACCUCACCAACCACCCCCUCACCCUCCUCCAGGACCAUAUCUUCCACUACUACUCUCACUCCUUGGAUGUCCAUCCUCACCCCUACUCUCCCCCCUCAGCCCUCCCUCUCUCCUGGGCUCUCCCCUCGGCCCUCACUCCACUGUCUAGCAGGACAGAUGAUGGUGUCGCUGCCCUCUGCUCUCCUGGACUCCAUCCAGGUCAAAGAUCAGAAGAAUGGCUGGAUGUCUAUCUCCAGUGCCCCGGCGGCUUGUAGAUACAUCCUGCAGAUGAGUAAAGGUGGUGGAGUGAUCCUCCAUUCCCCUCUCCCUGCCUGCCACAGCCAGGCUAUGGCCCUCAACCCACACCAGCUCUCCCUCCCCCUGAGGUUUUGGGACACAGUCCUGGGGCAAUACAGAUCUCUGGAGCUCCAUUGCUCGUCAACUGUGACCCCAUCACCCCACACCACUACCACCACCCUCCCGCCGACGACCCACACCAGGCCUCCCACUCCCCCCAAGCCACACGUCUUCUGCUCUGCUCGCCACAUGAGGGUGGAGCUUCCCCCAGGUCCCAUAUCUGGAGUUGUUGUCAAGGACAUCGAAGGGAAUGAGAUGAGCCUGAAGUAUGCCCCAAAGCAUUGUGGGUAUGUGGCAAGCAAGGGAAAGGAUGGCAUGAUCACCCUGAACCUCCCCUUCAACUCCUGUCACAUGACUGUCCAGGGUAAAGAGCACCACAUAGAUGUGAUUUACUCCACGUUGAAUGGACAAAAAGGAAAGGCCCAGUUGUCCUGUCCAGUUUCCAUACCCGUUUCUCAUCAAGAGUGUAGCCUUCCCAGUGACCAGCGCCUCCCCUGCGGCCGCCGCCCUCUAUCCCAGGCAGAGUGUCUCUCUCUGGGCUGCUGCUACAGCACCAAGCCCUCUGCCUGCUACUACUCCAUGGAUGAAUGCACAUUGGACCGCCACUUUGUCUUUUCUGUGCCCGCCUCCCUCACGGACCCCCCUCUGUCCCCCGCCUUGCUCACUGCCGCUGGCAACCCCACCUGCGCUCCUCAGAGGGUGACUCCAGACUACGCCCUGUUCAAGAUCCCACUGGGCGGCUGCGGGGCCCACAGAUACGAGGUUGGCCAAACGGUAAUCUACAUGGUGGAGAUCAUCAACACGGUCCAGUCAAUCACCCUCAACUAUGGGACCAUCACCAGAGACUCUCCUGUCAGGCUGCUGGUUGAGUGCCAGUACACUCCUGGCUCUGUGGUGAGUGUUGGCUUCCUGGUCAAGACCCCCUCGUUUGGCCCCUCCAUUCAGGCCCAGGGCGUGUUGGGGGUCCAGCUCAGGAUUGCCACAGACGAGCAGUACAGGAGCUUCUACCCCCAGUACCACCGGCCCCUGCAGAUGCUCUUGGGUAAACCCUUACACCUUGAGGUGCGUCUGCUCAACCCCCCAGAUGACAAAGUGGUCCUGCUGGUACACUACUGCGUGGCCUACCCCAGAUCAGGACAGACUGUCUGGAUACUCCUCUAUAAUGGAUGUCCUAACCAUCUGGACCCGGCCUCUCAGAAGCCUCACCCAUCUCCUCCACCCCCACCCUUCCACCAAGGCCAGACACGAAGGUUCACCAUCUCCACCUUCCAGUUCCUCACCUCUGGACAGACCCAGACAUUGGAGGACCAUGAAGAGAUCUACUUCAUGUGUUCUACUGAAGUGUGUUCGCCGCUGGAUGGCAGCCUGUGUGUAGAGGGAUGCUUUGGCCAGUGACU
Oncorhynchus kisutch (coho salmon) is the source of this 4333-nucleotide messenger RNA. RefSeq lists its product as uncharacterized. Bases 54 to 4331 code for a protein of 1425 amino acids. The transcript is spliced from 17 exons. Gene Ontology annotation, molecular function: acrosin binding; structural constituent of egg coat. The record is from RefSeq and is a predicted model, not a curated record. Gene Ontology annotation, cellular component: egg coat. NCBI's taxonomy places the organism in Eukaryota, Metazoa, Chordata, Actinopteri, Salmoniformes, Salmonidae. Gene Ontology annotation, biological process: binding of sperm to zona pellucida; prevention of polyspermy.